CAUCCCUAUUUCUCACAGUACACCAUUGUUUCUAUUUUCUACACCCCUCUCUAUAUCUUUAACAUACCUCAUUGUAUCUCAAUAUCUUCCAUUAUGUAUCUGCACCUUACUAAGAGAAUGUGAAAGUAUGCAACUUGGCACCACUGUAAAAAUGGAUAUUUUUACGUGAUUAUUUUUCAUUUACUUUUCUAUUUUUUGAUACUAUAUAUUAGUGAAAACUAUGCACAGGUAUCAAUUCCUGUGGUGUGAAAGAUGACAUGAUUGACAUGGUUUGAUGAUAAAUUGAUGGGCUUAGAAAUGCAUUAGAGAUUUUAAGUCAUGAGUAAAGAUAGUGUGGCUUUUUAUCAAAAGAUGCUGUGAAAUGGGGUUAAUUUUUGACAUCUUUCUCCAAAAACUUGACACCGAAUUACCCAAGGGAUUAGUUAUUUUAAAGAUUGAUAGCAUCACACAAAUAAUUUUUAUUUCUGUUUCAGGUGCAUCCCGAUUGGAUUGGUGAUAUCAAACAGUCUUUUACUCUUCUGUUCUUCUAUAACCAUUUGGAGUUCAGUGUUUGCCCUCAGUUCACCCAUAGUAUGGUGCCUUUUGCAAGAUUUGCAAUCCCUUUUCAAAGUAUGCAGUAGAACAGACAGGUUAAAGGAGUUGGUUGCUGUUCUCCAGGAAGCUUGGCAGAUGUCCUCGAAAUCUCUACGCCUCUUACAAGAAGUGGAUCUAAUAUCACGUGGAUUUGUAUUGGCCCAAGGAUCAAGUGCAUUUAAAGAUUAUGAGGCAAAUGAAUCUCCACCGUGCACCAGCUUGCGCCAUGCCCUUGAUGGCAUGUUGGGAACUACAUCAAGACUGCUCUGUGAACUUCACACACAGCUAGCACCAAGAGCAAAGAAUUAUCCCAUUUUGGUGGGACUCUUCAGUGACCAAGAAAGAUUGGACUUUCAGACAUAUGAAAACCCAAAACAUCAUUUAAAGCACCUUAAGGAGGUAGCAAAUUUAGCAAAACUUCAGACUUCAACAAUUUUAACAGAAUUGAUAUUGAUUAUUGAGAAUCCUACACAAAUGGACAUUCUUGAGAAAGAUCAUAUUUCACUUAAACAGUUAACACAAUUGAAAAAGUCUGUGAAUGACCUCUCAAAUCAUUUAGAAUAUACCAAGGUAUAUUGGCUUCAUAACAGAAAUGAGGAAGAGAAACAUCAGACUUUAGAAAAUAAAAAAAAUUGUGUAUAUCUUGCUCUCCACAGUCUAAGUUUACACAUGCAUGCAUUUUUAUAUAAAGUACAGGAUUUAGAAAAUAAAUUUCAAAUUGAGGAUAAUGAAGCAGCUUGCAUAACAGAAUUACAAAAGGAUGACCUAAACUCUCUACCACCAUAUGAGGAUGUCAAACAGCAGCUGCAGUUGAUUAAAGCUGAACUAGAUUCUUGUCAGGGUUGCUGGGAAGAAGCAGUUGCAAGAGUAGAUAGAAAAUAUUGUGUGAAAUCUGAGGAUGCAUUAGAGAAAUCUUCUGAUUAUUUAUUUGAUGAAGGCAGUAGUGAAUCUCGAGUCUUGGAAACAAAGAAAAUUCCCCUUAUACUAAGUGAAAUAGAUGAACCAGUUGCAGAAGAUGAAGUAUAUGAGGCCUUCAUAGAGGAAGAAUAUUCAACAAAAUUAGAUAAGGUUGACUAUGAUGAAAGCAUUUGGAGUGCAGACGCAAAGAAAAGAAAACAGGAAAUGAAGCAUCAAAAGAAGCAAGGGAAAUUAGUUCUAAAUGAGCUUCAGCCCAUUUUGAAGCAAAGGAGAGAGAUGUGGGAGAAAAGAGAAACAGCAGCUUUAAAAAGAAAGCAGGUAAGAUGAGUAAUCUAUAUUUAAGUUGGUUUGAAUUUAAAGAAACUGUCCCACAGAUGAAGUUGAUUAUUAGGUUUAGGUAUUUAAAACAUUAUUUACACACACACACACACA
Molecule: messenger RNA, 1923 nt
Organism: Penaeus vannamei (Pacific white shrimp)
Lineage: Eukaryota; Metazoa; Arthropoda; Malacostraca; Decapoda; Penaeidae
Source: RefSeq, a predicted model, not a curated record